CGACUGUGGCUUUGCUAUGCCUCUAAUACUAGUUUCAAAUUCUGGAACUGUCAGAUGUCCGAUUCUAUAAUAUGGGGGGCGCUGGGGUAGCAAUUGAAUUCUUAAACAUUCGAAAAAUAAUUUGCAAGCACUUUCCUACGACUCCCAAAACCUCUUCCGCACUACCUUGAAGUACCACCUCAAACCCAGCACCACCACACCAUCAUGGCCUCCGCCCUCAAAUCCGCCCUCACCACCUCCCGCUCCCGCACCCCCUCCCCCUCUACCUCCGUCCCCGACCCCUCCCGAAGAGACAAAUACCUCCUCCGCGUCACCGCCGGCCCCACCUACGCCACCUCCUCCCACACCCUCGUCUCCGUCAACAGCAGCGCGCCAACCCACGUCUCCACCCCCCUCAUGGACGCCUACCUCAACGUGCGCAUCCGCGGCUACAACGGCCUCCCCACCUCCGCGCCGCCCACCGACGAACGCUACUUCUCGCACCCGCUGCACACGUCCGAUCUGCACAGCGUGGGGUACACGUUCGUCCCGAAGCGCGACAUCCCAGGCCAGGAUCUGGUGACCGGUUUCGAUUUCGACCAUAGCAUUAGGGAUAGGCUGCCGCCGGGGUUCAAGACGGCGAUGCGCAUCGCGACGACGUUGCUGGAUCCGGGGCUUUAUGCGGAUCCGUACUCGGACGCGCCGUUUCUGUACGGGCCGGCGUUGUCGAGUUUCUUUGCGUUUCGGGUCGGGGAGAAGCGCGAUGGCGGCGUCCAUGUGGAACAGGGGGGAGUGAUUGAGGAAGGUGGUGAUGGGAGCGGUGCGGAGGUGAGAGAGAAGCUGGGCGUGCCGGCGGCGGCGAAUAAGCGGCGGAAGCACUUUUUGAAGAGGGAGAGGUUGGAGGGGUUUGUGUUUGAGGAGGGGAGGAGGUAUGGCGGGGAUUUCUUCAAUCCGUAUUUGGAUUUUGCGAACUUUGCAUUGAAGCUCCCCGGGUUCUCGAUCUCGGUAGUGCGGUAUAUCGAUGACAAGACGCAUGAGCUGAGGUAUGUGCUCAAAGAUCGGGAGACGGGGGAGGUGGGGUUGGUUGUUGUUUUUACGUUGCUCUUUGGGAAGAAGCUGGAGGAGGCGUUGGCAGCUGAGAAGAGCGCGGGCGGGAAGGAGUCCAUGGAGGAAACUUCUGCAAGUAGGGAAAAGGAAGAGUUCCCCGUGACGAACGGUGUGGCCCCCGAGCCGAGAGAGGUCUUAGAUGUGGAGGAUGCUCAGAAUAGGGAUGUCAACGUUGCCAACGGCACUCCAUCCAAUCUUCCGAUACCGACGACGACAACGGAAGAACAGCCCGAGGACCACCGUCUGGAUAGGACGCACUCAUCAGACGUCUCAGCCACGCCAUCAUCAGAAACAUCUGAGGAUUCGGCAUCGGAGAACGUAUCGUAUCUGACCUCGACGCUCUAUUCUGCACUCUCGUCGCUAGGCUUCGGUGCGGUUACAUCGAGUUCCACAUCUUCUGCCGAGUCGAGCAAAGAAAGCUCUCCGUCGAGACAAUCUGGCUUGAACCGUCAUGUGGAGUCCAUAGACGAUGGGGGCAUGGGGGAUUAUUUGAGAAGUCGGAAUGCCAGGAAGUAGGAUUUGGGUUGGAAAAACGGAGUGACGCAAUGUGAAACCAGAGUAAGAACGAAAUUGCAUCCAACAAGCGGAAAACAUAGAACUAGACGAAGCGAAUACGAA
Molecule: messenger RNA, 1704 nt
Organism: Mytilinidion resinicola
Lineage: Eukaryota; Fungi; Ascomycota; Dothideomycetes; Mytilinidiales; Mytilinidiaceae
Product: DUF1769-domain-containing protein
Exons: 3
Coding region: 205-1602 (465 amino acids)
Source: RefSeq, a predicted model, not a curated record